AUGGAAGAUCAGAAUGAAAUAAUGGGAGAAUUUGUUUACUUUGGUAUCGAAGCUGGUCUAAGAAACUGUGUAAGUUCCGAUAUACACAGAGAAAAUUUAAUCAAAUUUCAAAUUAAUGUUAACGGCUUUCAACCGUUUACUUCUUCGUCAGUUGAUUUGUGGACAAUUCUAGGAAAAAUCCACUUCAUUCCCGAUGUCUAUAAGGUUUUUCCAAUAGCAAUCUUCUGCGGGACAACGAAACCUGGAAAUCCUGAUACUUUUCUAAAUAAUUUUAUAGAAGAGUUGAACCAGCUGCAAACAAAUGGCAUUACUAUUUCAGAAAAAUAUUUCCUUGUUCGGCUAAAGUGCGUGAUCUGUAAUACACCUGCCAGAGUGUUUUUGAAACAAACAGUGGGACACAUUGGAUUUUAUGCUUGCGAAAAAUGCACUAUCAAAGGUCAAUCAGUGGAUCACACAACUGUUUAUCCAUCCUGUGAAGCUGAAGAAAGAACCGAUGCUUCAUUUAGAAGUAAUGCCCAACCUGAACACCAUCAUGGACCUUCACCUUUUCUACGAAUAUUUUCGUACAUAAAUAUGAGUUUCAAAGAAAAACCAGAUCUAUAA
This is a messenger RNA of Belonocnema kinseyi, 603 nucleotides long. RefSeq lists its product as uncharacterized. Bases 1 to 603 code for a protein of 200 amino acids. The record is from RefSeq and is a predicted model, not a curated record. NCBI's taxonomy places the organism in Eukaryota, Metazoa, Arthropoda, Insecta, Hymenoptera, Cynipidae. The transcript has a single exon.